UGUGUGUUGUGUACUUUCCUAAGAAAAAGUGAAAGGGUGAGCCUAGGCCUAGCACUGAACAAUAAAAAACGAUGUCAAGACAAGGAGGCAGAACAACAGAUUCUAAAAAAGUGAGCCAAGAGCUGUUUACUUUGACGUAUGGAUCUUUGGUGGCACAGCUUGUCAAAGACUAUGAAAGUGAUGAGGAAGUAAACAAACAACUUGAUAAAAUGGGAUACAAUAUUGGAGUGCGGUUAGUGGAGGAUUUUCUUGCCAGAUCUAACAUUGGUAGGUGUCAUGACUUUAGAGAAACAGCUGAUGUAAUUGCUAAGAAUGGUUUUAAAAUGUUCCUUGGUAUAACUCCAACUGUGGCUAAUUGGAGUGCAGGUGGAGAUGAGUUCUCUUUGAUAUUGGACAACAAUCCUCUUACUGAUUUUGUAGAGCUUCCAGAGGAACACAAUAAUCUGAAUUACUCAAAUUUAUUAUGCGGUGUCAUUAGAGGUGCUUGUGAAAUGGUUCAAAUGGAAGUGAAUGUAAGAUUUGUUCAAGAUGUACUUAAAGGUGAUAAUCAGACAGAAGUUAGAGUUAAAUUUAUCAAAAGACUGGAGGAUGCAUUACCAGCAGGGGAGGAGUGAAACCUGAAUGAACCGCUGGAAACUAAACUACAAAUAAUUUGCAUUUUAUUCAUGAGCAUAAUGGCAGCAGAUAUAACAUUUAUGUGAUUUGUUGAUAAAACUGUGGAGAUUUUAAAGUGACAGUUCCUUAUGUUCAUGCAAAAUUUAGUUAAGCCUGUUGGGAAACAGGAAACAUCCUGUAUUGUCCUGUCUUUUAUUGGCUGUAAUGGAGCGCUUCGUCCCAUUUUUUUUUGUAAGAUAUACCUGAUGAUCAUCAGAAUGUAUUGAAUUGUGUGACUGGAACACAUGACCACAAAGGACUAACACAUGUGUUGAACUUAAUAUGAGACAAUGAGACUUAUGUUUGGCGUUGCAUGUAAUGAACCUUUCCACGGUGUCAAUCAAACCUAACAAUUGACCAAUCAGAACAGGGGCCAGGAAUAUGCACAUGUCCCACAAACAGACGUGUUAUCCCACAAACUCACAUGCAAUUCUUUUAUCCACAAAAAUCAUAAAAUACAAGAUAAUAUCAAUAAAAUAAACACGAGCUUCAAGCUCCUCAAGUUUGGUUUAACAGUAAGCGCUAUACAAAUUGCAAAUUAUUAUAAUUAUUAUUGCAUACAGUAUAUCUUUACACUUGUUUUGUGGGACCUUAGCAACAAUAUCCAAGGGGCGGGGCUUAGCGGAAAGCCUAGGUCCAUUGAAUAUCCAAGGGGCGGGGCUUAGCCGAAAGCCUAGGUCCAUUGAAUAUCCAAGGGGCGGGGCUUAGCCGAAAGCCUAGGUCCAUUGAAUAUCCACAAUGUCAAACCUAUUGGAAACAUAUAACAUCAAGCCUAUUGUUGGUUACAGUUUGCUAAUCACUGGGAAACAAGCUGAAGCUUCCUCCACAGUGCAAUCCAUGUACAUCAUGCAUCAUUCAUGGUUUGUUGUGAUCAACAACGGAUGACUGGACUGGAUUGGUCAGAAUAUUAUUUAUCGCAUGAAGUUUUUGGAAGUAGAAUAUAAUUCUAUGUUGCAUAUCUACAUUGUGGAUCAUAUGGAAAAUAAUUGGUUCCAACCGCUUUGUUACUGUCGUGUCCCAAUGCUGCACUCCGCACUCUUGAUAAAUAGGCAUUUGUUACACUGCCAAUUAGUGGUGUAUCUACAGUAGGAGACUUGAAAUGUGGGUGUUGAUGGGUGGGGGGAUUGAAGAUUAGUCAAGGGGGAGCUAGUUCACAAAAUUUGGUGAUUUGAGGUGAUUUUUAACUACUUGAAGGGCGUCAUUAUUUUGGAGGGGGUCUCCGCACCCCACUAGAUACACCACUGCUGCAAACUUAUGUUACAUUCAAGUGGUUAUGUUGGUGUGACUCAGGAAAUUAUUCAAUUUGCACUGGGCUAAAAAUAUACAGGAUGAUUUUGUGCUGCACCCAUGAACACCAGUUUUUGAUAUGUAAAUAUAAUUUUUGGGAAGGAAUUUUUAUGAAUUUGCUAUCAAAUUCAAAGUGGUAGGUUGCAAAAAACGUUCAUUAGAGAAAAGAAAUUAUUUACAUUGAAAAAGCAACCAAAAAAAAAUUAAAAACACUAAAUAUAGAGUAAUACUAAAAACUAUUAUUUAUAAUGAAAUUUAUCUAGUGAGGAUUUUAAUGUAAAAUAUACCCUUUUUACAGCUAGGAUUUUCAGACUUAUCAUUUAACCCUGAAAUGCACAGGAUUUUAGAGAUGAAAAAAUGUAUACUCUGCCUUCUGAGAGCUUUAUUAAUCAAUUAAAUACAAUGGGGGGUUCAGUGGCAGUACCAACAAGGAGUCAAGGGUGUUCUUUUGAAUUUCCCCUGUCAGGCAAGCUUGGACGAGGUUGUCGGACUAAAAUAUUAUUUUGCCGAACCAAAACAAAGUUAUUGUGACUGCAGUCUAACACAGCAGUCUGAAAUCUAAAAUAAUAAUAAUAUGAUUUAUAUAUCACCUUUCCAAAAUGAUCAAGGCACUUCACAAUGACUAAAACCACUUAAUAUCUAAAAAAUAAAACAAAUAUAGAAUCAUUAAAUGCUACAACAGCACCAUUUUGAGCAUCCUAAGACAAUAAAUCUAACCCUCAUAACCCUCACAAGUGAUUUUAAUCUGCGACAGCGGCUGAUUGGUUUAAAUCCCCGGUCGGCAAAUUUCAGUAGCAACCACUGCAGGCAUUAUGAGGGAUGGGUUGAGCACAGCGCAUGGACUUUUAAUAGAGUUGCAGUUUGCCUACUUGUUUAUGCCCUUAAUGUUGUUAUUCACAGACUUCUGAAAUAAAACCCUAAGAUUUUAGUCAUGAGUAACAUUGGUAAUAAAGAUGGUGACACAAAGAACUCCCGCACCCACCCACCCGCCGCCCAAUCAUCCACUUUACUAUCAAAUGUGCUAAUCUCUGCAUAAAUAAUCCAACAAGCUACACGCAGAGCUGCAGCUCCUCUUUUAUUGGUACUACUAUUUUAUUAUCGUAAUUAUUAUUAUAAGUUUAUUUUAUAUAUUUAUUAAGUAGGCCUACUUGUAUUAUUAUUUUAAUUAUUCAUUAUUGUAUUUAAAUUUUGAAUAAUUGGAUAUGUAUAUUUUAUCUGUUUGACCUAUUAAACUAGUGAUGAUAUGGAAACA
Anneissia japonica is the source of this 3193-nucleotide messenger RNA. RefSeq names its product trafficking protein particle complex subunit 3-like. Gene Ontology annotation, biological process: intra-Golgi vesicle-mediated transport; endoplasmic reticulum to Golgi vesicle-mediated transport. Bases 72 to 614 code for a protein of 180 amino acids. Gene Ontology annotation, cellular component: TRAPP complex; cytosol; cis-Golgi network membrane. Lineage: Eukaryota; Metazoa; Echinodermata; Crinoidea; Comatulida; Comatulidae. The transcript is spliced from 5 exons. The record is from RefSeq and is a predicted model, not a curated record.